AUGGGCAAAAAGUCGCGCGAAGAUGAAUCCUCAUCAUCGGAUGAGGAAGAAUAUGUUGUAGAGAAGGUGCUGGACAGGAGAGUGGUGAAAGGCAGGGUCGAGUUCUUUCUCAAGUGGAAAGGAUAUUCAGAGAAACACAACACAUGGGAACCAGAAAAGAACCUGGAUUGUCCAGAGCUCAUUUCAGAGUUCAUGAAGACCUACAAAAAAAGUGGGAGUUCUACUCCAAGUAGUAGCGGAGGCAGCAAGCCUAGCUCAGCCCCCUCUGAUGACGACGACGAGAGUGGAAGCAAACCUAAAAAGAAAAAGGAGGAUGAAAUUCUGGUGGCCCGUGGCUUUGAAAAGGGUCUUGAGCCAGAGAAAAUAAUUGGAGCAACAGAUUCGUGUGGCGAUUUGAUGUUCCUAAUGAAGUGGAAAGAUUCGGAUGAGGCCGAUCUUGUGCUUGCAAAGGAUGCCAAUCAAAAGUGCCCACAGAUUGUCAUCGCCUUCUACGAGGAGCGCCUCACCUGGCAUGAAGACAGCGACAAGAAGGAGAAAGACGCAGUCACCGCGUGA
Molecule: messenger RNA, 555 nt
Organism: Nerophis lumbriciformis (worm pipefish)
Lineage: Eukaryota; Metazoa; Chordata; Actinopteri; Syngnathiformes; Syngnathidae
Source: RefSeq, a predicted model, not a curated record